UGCCGUUAUCCAGUGUCACGAAGGUUUCCGAACGGGUAUCACAGUGUUUCACGCAGGUUUUCACGCAUGACACAUUGCUGCUUCCAUGCAAUACCUUACUCGACGGUGUCGGUGAACAGUUCUAUAUCGUGUAAUAUCACCCUAGCUCGGCCUUUAUUCCUGUCGAGGCUACAUAGCUUGUGGUGGUUUCCGCGGUGGAACAAUGACUAACCCAGUCGACUUGCCCUCUUCCAGCGGCUCCGACAAAGAUGCUGCAAUAUCAUCGCCCAGCCAUGACCCCAACAGAGACGACACUACAAUCAGGGAAGGGUUCAAGAAGUCGGACCAAGUCUACUUUGAAGAAAAAAUAGCAGUGCCUGAUGCCGGCAAUGCCGUGUUCAGCUUCCGCAAGCUAUGGGCCUUUACUGGUCCCGGCUUCCUGAUGAGUAUAGCGUUUUUGGAUCCUGGAAACAUAGAAUCCGACCUUCAGGCUGGCGCUGUAGCUGAUUACCAGCUCUUAUGGGUUCUGCUGUGGUCCACCAUUCUGGGUCUUCUCAUACAGCGGCUGAGUGCUCGCCUAGGCGUCGUUACGGGGCUCCACUUGGGAGAGAUGUGCCGCAUGGCUUAUCCCCGCGUCCCCAGGAUUAUCCUCUGGAUUAUGAUUGAGAUUGCUGUCAUAGGAUCCGAUAUGCAAGAAGUCAUCGGAACGGCCAUCGCUAUUUUCCUGCUUUCCAACGGAAAAGUUCCUCUCUACGCUGGCGUAAUCAUUACAAUAGCGGACACUUUCACCUUCCUUUUCUUGGACAAGUAUGGUUUGCGCAAGCUUGAAGCCUUCUUUGGUUUUCUCAUAACAGUCAUGGCUGUCACCUUCGGCUAUGAGUAUGUUAUGGUACAGCCUGACCAAGUGCAAGUCGUAAAAGGGCUCUUCUAUCCAUACUGCUCUGGCUGUAAUAACAGCGCUUUGCUACAGGCAGUAGGCAUCGUUGGUGCCAUCAUCAUGCCCCAUAACCUCUUCUUGCAUUCUGCUCUUGUCAAGUCACGUGACGUGGAUCGCAGCAAGAAGGAAGAUGUCAAGGAGGCCAACAAAUAUUUCUUCAUCGAAGCUAGCAUCGCUAUCUUUAUUUCGUUAUUGAUCAACAUCUUCGUUAUCGGUGUCUUUGCACACGGCCUCUAUGACAAAACCAAUGAAGAUGCGAGGGCAAUGUGCAGCGGGACCGAGUACUACGAUGUUUUCGCAAACAAUACUGACCCCGUUGACGUUGACAUCUACAAAGGCGGUGUGUUCCUUGGUUGUGCUUUCGGCAUGGCCCCCCUGUACAUAUGGGCCAUUGGAAUCUUGGCCGCUGGACAGAGUUCAACAAUGACGGGAACAUACUCGGGACAGUUCAUCAUGGAGGGCUUCCUGAAUCUCCAGAUCAGUCGCUGGUUGAGAGUGUUGAUCACUCGGUCGAUAGCGAUUAUGCCAACAGUCAUGUUGGCGGCCUUUGGUAACAUCAAUGAGCUAUCCACAAUGAACGACUUGAUGAAUGUGCUCAUGAGUCUGCAGCUGCCCUUUGCACUGAUCCCCACGUUGACGUUCACGACUUCUAAGAGAGUCAUGGGGGACUUCAGGAAUGGCAUGUUUAAUAAGAUAUUCAUGAGUCUGGUGUCCUUGGGCAUCGUCAUCGUUAACCUGUAUUUCGUGGCUGACUACGUGGAAUCGAACUUGUCACACCAUUGGGCCGUCAUACUUGGCAUCACAAUCUUCGCCCUCUUGUACUUGGCUUUCAAUUUUUACUUGGUGGGGAUUCUGCUCGUUGUGUUUGGGUGCGAGUUCCUCACCAGGAUUCCGGUUGUCGGAAAAUAUUUGGAAGAAAAGGAUUACGACCUCCUGCUGGCAGGAGUCUCAGAUGACAACCUACCCACUGGAACGCACGGAGCUUCAGACCCCGUCUUUUACCCAGCACUGCACCCAUUUGGAUUCAACGCAUCUUACCGUGGCAGUCGAAGCAGCUUAAGCACUGGGCUGUCUACUUUAUUUUCACUGACGGGACAGUUCUAGAGUGUGAGGGACAGGAAGACCCUACCACUCAGAAAAUCCUUGGGAAUGCAAGGCUGACAAGUUACAGCGAUGUAGAGCCUCUCCUAAAACACAUGAAACUAUUGAAGGAUGGUGUUUGUACCUCGAAAGAAGAAAUCAGAGAAGUGGUGGACGACAUGAACAAGAAUAGCGAGAAGUAUGACACUCUCCACAACAACUGCCAGCAGUGGGUCAAAACUGUACUCAGAAGACUGGGAGUAUAUGUGUCUGACAUCGAUGCAAAACAAGCCUUUAUGAUUGGACGUGCUACAUUUUUAGGAGCCACCAGUGCAACUCUAGCCGUACUUGGAAUUGCAGCUCUGGCUACAGGUGCAGCUCCCGCUGUCGGUGCUGCAGGCAUAGUUGCAUCCGUAGGUGUAGCAGCAAAGAUUUUCAAAAGUCGAUAAUAAUAAGAAUAAAGACCUUCAGGGUUGCUUGCCUCGAAAUGUCCCCGGAAGAAACCUCUCCAACAGAAAUGCCCCCGGAAAAAAAAUGUUCCCCUGGUUAAAUGCACGCGAGGAGCAUUCACUUUUGGUACUCGUGUACUGGUUGACUUCCGACAUUGACUCUUUACUAGGACAAUGUGAAUAUUCGAACAUUUUGAAUACCAAAGCGAGUAAUUGUGUAUCCUAUUCCACUUCUGAAUCAAAUAGAAAAUCCAUGUUCGAAUUCCGAAUAAACUGAUGCUUCUAAACUGA
This is a messenger RNA of Ornithodoros turicata, 2736 nucleotides long. RefSeq names its product natural resistance-associated macrophage protein 2-like. Bases 203 to 2020 code for a protein of 605 amino acids. Gene Ontology annotation, molecular function: cadmium ion transmembrane transporter activity; iron ion transmembrane transporter activity; manganese ion transmembrane transporter activity. Lineage: Eukaryota; Metazoa; Arthropoda; Arachnida; Ixodida; Argasidae. Gene Ontology annotation, biological process: manganese ion homeostasis; metal ion transport; response to manganese ion. The transcript is spliced from 19 exons. Gene Ontology annotation, cellular component: apical plasma membrane. The record is from RefSeq and is a predicted model, not a curated record.